Molecule: messenger RNA, 7627 nt
Organism: Schistocerca nitens (vagrant locust)
Lineage: Eukaryota; Metazoa; Arthropoda; Insecta; Orthoptera; Acrididae
Exons: 5
Coding region: 1-7494 (2497 amino acids)
Molecular function (GO): protein binding
Source: RefSeq, a predicted model, not a curated record
AUGUCAUUCAUCAAGGAGCGAGCUGACCUGCUGAAGAGGGGAAGCGGGGCGGCCCAGCUGAAGUACAAGAAGACGGGUGGCUGCGCCACCAGCGAAGGCGACCGUUACGAAGAGCGCUGCUUGGCCCUGCUGUUUCUGAGGGGCGUCCGGGAGGGCCUGCAGUUCGCCCUCUCGGCCAACGACGCCGCCGGCGGCAAGUUUGACGACGCCGUCCUCUGCUGGAGCAGCAACCAAAGCCCCGGCGCGUGUACUCUGCUGGCGCAACUGAAGCACAAGACGUCCACCAAGCAGACAACAGUUACGAAGGCGAGCCUCAUGAGCCCCAAGGGGAAUAAGAAGAGCGGUACAGAUUUCUCUAUAGACGCGUACCACGAAUCUUACGGGAAAAUCAAGAACUCUUUAGAGGCUGGCAGUUACGCACUUGUAUUGUCUACAAAUAUCGACCUGGACGAAGACGCACGGCAUAUGUUUGUGGAACACGAGGCGAAAUCAGUUCCUGGGUUGCCACUUCUUGAAGCGGGCGGUUCUUCCUACAGACUUAGAGCAGAUAACGAGGAUGUCAGGAGUGUAGUGCACGAUGACGAGCAAUUUCUGAAAAACUUUUACUUUUUCUUUCGUCAGAGCAACGCUACAACAAUAGAGAGCUACAUUUAUGAAGAGUUGAAACAGUUGCUCGGCGCCGGUGAAACCUCCUGCAUACGUAUGUGUGGAGAUUUAUGCAGAAGCGUAAGGGAGUGGAUGAACGCGGAGAGCGUUUGUCUCACCACCGACUGGAAAAAGUGGCACAAUAUUGUUGGGGCGUACGUUAGGAAUGAGGUGACAACUUGCAACAGCGUAGUGACUCGAAUAAAGUACGACUGUGUAGGACCUCUUGAGGCGCACAUCCAGCGUUCGAAUCCAGCUUGGAUCAGGCCAGCGGGCGAGGAAGUGUCGCCGCUCUCCGCAACCAAAGUUCAUCAAAUAAUCUGCGGUGAAACACACGUCGUGGUCAGCACGACGCGUCUGAGAGAGUUGGAAGAAAAAAUUCUUUGUUGCUGGGGCCCGUUCUGCCGAUGGCUGGUUGUUGUUGACGAUGCGGAACACAGCUACGACACUCUACUUCGCAUGGAGCAACUGGCUGGACCCGAGCGACGCCUUGUAAUAGUGUCGUAUAAGAAGGACGACUCGUUUCUAGAUUCAUGCAAGUCAGGUGAUAUUAGUGAAGAGAGCUGGAAGGAGCUCAUAGACGUCUCUGUCAGACUGAACAGUGACCAACAUUCGUGCUGUCUGGGAGAUCUCUGUGACGAAGAAAGUCUCAAAAAGAUCUUAGACGGGAAACCUGAAGCAAUACUCUCCCUAUCGCAGCUGUCAGGCCCUUUGAGGAUGGGUCAAGACUUGGAUCCACUACCAGUGAACCACAUUCCCAGAGAGCUCACAUUUCGGAUGCGUGUCAAACACGAAUUUCUCUCAUCACUCGGAGACAGGGAAGUGUGCAUCAUGGAUGAAGUAUCCUAUAAGCUCCUCACCAAGAAGUCUAUUUUGAAGAAUAUUAUCAACUUUGAAGACUUUGACAACUACCUCCGUGAUUCAGACCCACUCUGGCCUCUCAUUGCCGUUACUAACAACAUCGAUCUUUCUGCAAUUCGAAUGAUAUGCAGUAGAUAUGCAGACAUACGUGUGUAUGUUCUAAAUAACCUAGAUGACGAAUGGCUAUACGUUGAAGAGCAAUCAAGAAGCGUAUUGCAAGUUCUGAAUAGCUCGAAUAAUCGAGUUAUCGUUGAAGGGAAACCAGGUAUAGGGAAAUCUACUAUGUUGCUAGAUAUGGCAAGCCAGCUGAAGUGCCAGGAUCCUUCGUGGUGGAUCCUGAGAAUAGACUUACUGAACUACUCAGAAGUCUUAGACAGUUGCAUCAGCGGUCAGAAAGCCAGUAAGCUUAUUUUGGAACGAGUGUUAUACAACGAGAGAAACCUGGGCGUACUGGAACGCUCACUUCUUCAGCACUGUCUGCUGGAGUAUCCUCGUAUCAUCUGCAUGGCGGACGGCUUCGACGAGGUCUGCCCAGACUACGGAGACAAAUGCUUACAGGCUCUGCGGGAGUUGGCUCCACGCCAUGGGAAGCUGCUGGUGACGACUCGACCCUCCGUGACGGGCCGCCUCGAGGCUGCCCUGGAUGUUUCGGCGCACACGCUGCCUGCUCUCAGUGAUGACCAAGUGGACGAAUUCCAUAGGGGGUCCAGCUCAGAUGUAGUAGUUACUGGUGUGGUUAGAGAUCUGUUGAAGAUCCCUCUGUUUUCAAAAAUGUAUGCAGACUCAUUGGAAAGUGGAGCUGAGGUAGAGGACAUUGUGAGCCUUUAUGAAGCUUUUUUUGAAAGGAAAUUGAAAAGAUUGCACGAAGAGAAGUGGGGUGAUAAUUUAUCCAUACCUGGUAGAAGGAAAAAGGUGAAGAGGGAAUGGCAGGAGCACGAGAAGCUGUUGGGGUUUCUUGCAGUGACACACCUUCUCCCUAGAAUUGAAGUACCUAGGCGAGAGCAACAGUCCACUGUAGAUCGAGAGGAUCUCGUGAAGGCUGGAGUCAUUUACCGAUUUAUUGAUGAUAAGCCAGUUUUCAUUCACAGGACCUUUGCUGAGCAUUUCUUAGCCAAGUGGUGCUUUACCGACGAUGCAGCCAGUCAGUGUGGAAAUGUGUACCGCAGUGCUCUUGCCGACAGCAGCUUGGAGUUUUUCGUCGAGUCUUUCGACAGAAUAGCGAGUAGGGGCCGACCGCUCCUGACGGCAGUGAUCAACGGCAGUGAGAGUGAGGUGAAAUCGCUGCUAGAGAAGGGCGCUGAGCCCAUGGAGAGGGAUGAGAUGGGACGCAGCUCACUGCAUCUGGUACCAGCCUACACUGGCGACUCCUCACUGCUGCGGCUGCUUGUAGAACGGCUGGAGGUGGCGGCGGUGACGAGGGACGGAGGAUCGGCAUCAGGGGCAGCAGAAGCAGCAGUGUCACGGGGAGCCGCGGAGGCGAAGUCAGUAGCCGAGGUGGAUGAGGCGCUGAGGUCCGUCGAACCCCACCGGCUGGCGACCGACUCGGAUUCGGCAGAGGCUUCGGGGACACCUGGGGCGUGGGGUGCUGGGGAAGAGACGGGAGCAGUUGGUCCACUACAGUAUGCGAAGGCAGCGAAGGCGGUGUCUGAGGCGAUGGGUGCGGAGGACGGGCUGCUGCACUGGACGCCACUGCGCUACGCUGCGGAGCACCGGCGCUGGUGGGCAGUGCCUGCGCUUCUGGAGAUGGGCGCCGAGCUGCGUCACCUGGGAGACUUCCAGCGCGGCCGUUACACACCUGAGGAGCUGUGGCGCGUUUUCCAAAAAAAUGGAUACAGAGCACUGUUCGAUUAUAUACUUGGCAAGAAUCAGUCCCAGAUUGUCAAACAGACAAACGAAAACAAGAGGCUUUUAGAGAUCCAGGUUGGAGUAUCCAUCGCGUGUGUGGACAUGUCUGUAUUGCAGCACACACUAAUCGAGCUUAAAGCUGAAAGAAAUCGUGAUGCUGAGGUGGCGAGGCUCUCUGCGUUUAAGGCACGAGACAUAUUCAAAAAGAGACUAAGUGAUGGAUCUACAGCACAGAAGGCUGAGCUACACCAGUGGAGAGAGAUACUUCCUGAAUCUACGUUUGACAGUAUAGUGCAGCAGCUGAAAAGAGCCCGUGACGGUAGGACGCUGCGCGGUGCACGUGGUGCGACGAUGUUUUCCAACGCAGUAGUAACAGGUGAUGCAGAAUGUGUACGACUGCUGAUCCAGGCUGGGGUUGACCUCAAUGUACAGUUCAGUAGUGGUAGGACAGCUACACAUGAGGCAGCAGCUGCUGGGCAUGUCGACUGCUUAGAGUCGCUACUCUCUGCUGGUGCUGACGUCAAUGUGAAAGACAAGUCAGGUCUGACUCCCCUGCACUGCGCAGCAGCGACGGGCAGGGCGCAGUGUGUGAAGCUACUGCUGCGGGCCGGCGCAGACGCGCUUGCGCAGGACUCGAAACGGAAGAGUCCGCUGCAUUGUGCAGCAUAUGCAAGGGCUGCGGAAUGCGUCAGGCUACUGGCCAAUUCAGCCAAAAACCUGGAGGUUAGAGACCUGAAAGGCGCCACAGCACUGCACUACGCUGCAGAGAAUGGCGAUGUUGAAAGUGUGGAGCACCUGUUACGAGCAGGGGCUGACAGCAGCCCACUGAGUGACACCGUGGGCACACCUCUGCACGUGGCUGCAAAGACAGGCAACGUCGACUGCGUGAGGCUGCUGCUGCAGGCGGGGGCCAAUCUGACGGCGGGAACUGCUGGUGGUUUAACUGCGCUGCACUUGGCCCCACGGGGAGGCAACCCAGAUAGUGUGAUGCACCUGCUGAAAGCUGAUGCGAAUAUCCAAGAGAAGGCUGAUAUCGGUUUGACUCCGCUUGCCACUGCAGCAGAAUCCCGCAGACCAACCUGCGUGAGGGUACUGGUGGAAGAAGGAGCUGACGUGGACGAGAUGGACAGGGAGGGUCGCACACCACAGCACCACGCAGCAGGAACGGGCAACGCUGAGAGUGUGAAGCUACUGCUGGACGCUGGUGCAGAUGCACUUGCCCAGGACUCGCUACGUAGAACACCACUGCAUGCAGCAUCAGGCGAGGGGAAUGCAAAACGUGUCAGGCUCCUGGUGAAGAAAGAAGCUGAUGUCGACAAGAGGGACAGCAACGGCCUAACACCACUACACCAUGCAGCAUCCAGUGGCAAGACUGAGAUUGUGAAGCUACUGCUGGACGCUGGUGCAGAUGCACUUGCCCAGGACUCGCUAAGUAGGACACCACUGCAUGCAGCAUCAGGCGAGGGGACUGCAGAAUGUGUCAGGCUCCUGGUGAAGAAAGGAGCUGAUGUCGACAAGAGGGACAGCGACGGUGCAACACCACUACACCGUGCAGCAUCCAGUGGCAAGACUGAGAUUGUGAAGCUACUGCUGGACGCUGGUGCAGAUGCACUUGCCCAGGACUCGCUAAGUAGGACACCACUGCAUGCAGCAUCAGGCGAGGGGAAUGCAGAAUGUGUCAGGCUCCUGGUGAAGAAAGGAGCUGAUGUCGACAAGAGGGACAGCGACGAUGCAACACCACUACACCGUGCAGCAUCCAGUGGCAAGACUGAGAUUGUGAAGCUACUGCUGGACGCUGGUGCAGAUGCACUUGCCAAGGACUCGCUAAGUAGGACACCACUGCAUGCAGCAUCAGGCGAGGGGAAUGCAAAAUGUGUCAGGCUCCUGGUGAAGAAUGAAGCUGAUGUCGACAAGAGGGACAGCAAUGGCCUAACACCACUACACCAUGCAGCAUCCAGUGGCAAGACUGAGAUUGUGAAGCUACUGCUGGACGCUGGUGCAGAUGCACUUGCCCAGGACUCGCUAAGUAGGACACCACUGCAUGCAGCAUCAGGCGAGGGGAAUGCAGAAUGUGUCAGGCUCCUGGUGAAGAAAGGAGCUGAUGUCGACAAGAGGGACAGCGACGGUGCAACACCACUACACCGUGCAGCAUGCAGUGGCAAGACUGAGAUUGUGAAGCUACUGCUGGACGCUGGUGCAGAUGCACUUGCCCAGGACUCGCUAAGUAGGACACCACUGCAUGCAGCAUCAGGCGAGGGGAAUGCAGAAUGUGUCAGGCUCCUGGUGACGAAAGGAGCUGAUGUCGACAAGAGGGACAGCGACGGUGCAACACCACUAUACCGUGCAGCAUCCUGUGGCAAGACUGAGAUUGUGAAGCUACUGCUGGACACUGGUGCAGAUGCACUUGCCCAGGACUCGCUAAGUAGGACACCACUGCAUGCAGCAUCAGGCGAGGGGAAUGCAAAAUGUGUCAGGCUCCUGGUGAAGAAAGGAGCUGAUGUCGACAAGAGGGACAGCAAUGGUGGAACACCACUACACUAUGCAGCAUACAGUGGCCAGAAUGAGAUUGUGAAGCUACUGCUGGACGCUGGUGCAGAUGCACUUGCCCAGGACUCGCUACGUAGGACACCACUGCAUGUAGCAUCAGGCGAGGGGAAUGCAAAAUGUGUCAGGCUCCUGGUGAAGAAAGGAGCUGAUGUCGACAAGAGGGACAGCAACGGCGUAACACCACUACACUUUGCAGCAUACAGUGGCAAGACUGAGAUUGUGAAGCUACUGCUUGACGCUGGUGCAGAUGCACUUGCCCAGGACUCGCUACGUAGGACACCACUGCAUGUAGCAUCAGGCGAGGGGAAUGCAAAAUGUGUCAGGCUCCUGGUGAAGAAAGGAGCUUAUGUCGACAAGAGGGACAGCAACGGCGUAACACCACUACACUUUGCAGCAUACAGUGGCAAGACUGAGAUUGUGAAGCUACUGCUUGACGCUGGUGCAGAUGCACUUGCCCAGGACUCGCUAAGUAGGACACCACUGCAUGCAGCAUCAGGCGAGGGGAAUGCAAAAUGUGUCAGGCUCCUGGUGAAGAAAGGAGCUGAUGUCGACAAGAGGGACAGCGACGGCCUAACACCACUACACCGUGCAGCAUCCAGUGGCAAGACUGAGAUUGUGAAGCUACUGCUGGACGCUGGUGCAGAUGCACUUGCCCAGGACUCACUACGUAGGACACCACUGCAUGUGGCAUCAGGCGAGGGGAAUGCAAAAUGUGUCAGGCUCCUGGUGAAGAAAGGAGCUGAUGUCGACAUGAGGGACAGCAACGGUGGAACACCACUACACUAUGCAGCAUACAAUGGCGAGACUGAGAUUGUGAAGCUACUGCUGGACGCUGGUGCAUAUGCACUUAACCAGGACUCGCUAAGUAGGACACCACUGCAUGCAGCAUCAGGCGAGGGGAAUGCAGAAUGUGUCAGGCUCCUGGUGAAGAAAGGAGCUGAUGUCGACAAGAGGGACAGCAACGGCGUAACACCACUGCACUUUGCAGCAUACAGUGGCGAGACUGAGAUUGUGAAGCUACUGCUGGACGCUGGUGCAGAUGCACUUGCCCAGGACUCGCUAAGUAGGACACCACUGCAUGCAGCAUCAGGCGAGGGGAAUGCAGAAUGUGUCAGGCUCCUGGUGAAGAAAGGAGCUGAUGUCGACAAGAGGGACAGCGACGGUGCAACACCACUACACCGUGCAGCAUCCAGUGGCAAGACUGAGAUUGUGAAGCUACUGCUGGACGCUGGUGCAGAUGCACUUGCCCAGGACUCGUUAAGUAGGACACCACUGCAUGCAGCAUCAGGCGAGGGGAAUGCAGACUGUGUCAGGCUCCUGGUGAAGAAAGGAGCUGAUGUCGACAAGAGGGACAGCGACGGCCUAACACCACUACACUAUGCAGCAUCCAGUGGCAAGAAUGAGAUUGUGAAGCUACUGCUGGAUGCUGGUGCAGAUGCACUUGCUCAGGACUCGCUAAGUAGGACACCACUGCAUGCAGCAUCAGGCGAGGGGAAUGCAGACUGUGUCAGGCUCCUGGCGAAGAAAGGAUGUCGACAAGAGGGACAGCGAUGGCCUAACACCACUACACCGUGCAGCAUCCAGUGGCAAGACUGAGAUUGUGAAGCUACUGCUGGACGCUGGUGCAGAUGCACUUGCCCAGGACUCGCUAAGUAGGACACCACUGCAUGCAGCAUCAGGCGAGGGGAAUGCAGACUGUGUCAGGCUCCUGGUGAAGAAAGGAGCUGAU